This is a messenger RNA of Zootermopsis nevadensis, 1751 nucleotides long. The record is from RefSeq and is a predicted model, not a curated record. NCBI's taxonomy places the organism in Eukaryota, Metazoa, Arthropoda, Insecta, Blattodea, Termopsidae.
AGUUCACACUCAUUUCACUGCAUAUCUAGAAAGCCAUUUUAUCAUUUGUGGUCUUCAUUUUAUAUCCUACACUCCUCUGUCAAUAUUUGGUUAAAAUACCGAAACAAAUGAAUAUAUAUUUUAUAUCUAUUUUAUGUAUACAUAAUGUAUAUGAGGAGUCAUUUUUGAGAAAUGUUUCUACACAGAUUUUAGCAUACAUUUCCCCCACACUACAAAAUGUUAUAAAAAUCUUUUGAAUGUUUUGAAGAUGAAACAUGGACCUAUACAACCUCCCCAUUUGUGUAUCCAUCGCAUAAAAUGGGAUGCUAUUAGAGGCUAGUUUCUUUCAGUUAUGUCUUGGAAUUUUGUGGAAGGUGAAGAUGUGAUUGUAUAAACAAAUGGAUAUAAAACCUCCAUUUUUAAUCUGAAGAUAUGUUUCACUGUAACAAAAUAAUCCCCUGUAAAGUUAGAAGAGAGAUAAAUUGCAUAAACAGUUCAGUUGGACUGGACCAAGCAACCCUGUCCUGCAGUUGGUUGAUUCCAGUGAAAGACUUUGAGUAUGACAAAUGAAGUGUGAUGAAACUUCCCAUAUGGAUGUUCUGUGUUUCUCACAGACUCUAAAUCAGUUGGCUGCAAGAGACCGUUACAGUGGUGUCAUGAUGUGGCCAGGGGGUGGUUUCAGUUACAGAGGCAUAGUGCCCAAAUUCCACUAUGCAUGGAACAUGAAUGUAUCAUGGGAAAGGAGAGUAGAUUUGGUCAUGGACUGGUUCAGUCACUCCAGUACCCCAGCUAAUCUGGUUAUGUUAUAUUUUGAAGAGCCGGACACUACUGCACAUGCAUUUGGCCCUGAAUCUGCCCAAGUGCUCAGCUAUAUUCAGAAGGUAGACAAUAUUGCAACCUAUGUCCGUCAGCGUCUCACAAACAAGAACCUUCUUGAUAAGGUUAAUGUGGUGUUGCUGAGUGACCAUGGCAUGGCAACAGUCACUCCUCAGAGGAUAUUCAAUCUCUCACAGUAUGUUGACAAAGCAUUUUUCCAAAUAGUGGACUCGUCUCCAGUGUUACAGAUCCGUCCAUCGAAAGGAAAGCAAACCAUAGUGUACAAUACAUUGAAAACUGCGUCACGGACAGCCAAUUUUUCCAUUUAUCAGUCAAAUGAACUUCCUCAGCGAUGGCAUUAUGGACAGAGUCCACGUACUCCUCCCUUAUUGGCUGUAGCUGACACCGGCUAUGCAUUCCAGGAUCUAAUUGAAUGGUAUCAGAAGUUGAAUAGAACAUUGACAUCAAAUACCACUCUGGGUCUACAUGGCUAUGACAACAGUGAACAUUGUAUGCGGCCAUUCUUCAUAGCAAGUGGUCCGUUAGUGAAGAGUGGACACAGAAUACAGCCAUUUGAUACAGUUGACUAUUACACAUUGUUCAGCACCAUAUUGGGAGUGACACCUGAACCUAACAAUGGAACUUUUGCCAAUGUAAGGGAUCUCCUAAAGAAUCCUCCUUCAAUUACAUAGAUUCAUUUAUCUUAUCUGAAAAUACUACAGGCCUAAUAUAAUGUUAAUUACGAUUUGCUGUGAAACUACACAUAAAUUGAAGAUUGUUGUUCAUGUGAGUGCUCACAUGAUGAGCUUUAUAUUUGAUCUGUCCAACCCAAAAGUAUUGUACACAUAUUGUAAGAUCUUUUGUGUGGACAAUGUUUUGUUAAUGUUUACAUUAGAAAAAAGAAUGGUAAUUACAUGUGCCACCUGCUUUAUAAAUUAGCAACUCUGCAUUUUGUA